Durotheca rogersii is the source of this 2895-nucleotide messenger RNA. RefSeq lists its product as uncharacterized. The record is from RefSeq and is a predicted model, not a curated record. Lineage: Eukaryota; Fungi; Ascomycota; Sordariomycetes; Xylariales; Xylariaceae. The transcript is spliced from 4 exons. Bases 1 to 2895 code for a protein of 964 amino acids.
AUGUAUAAUCGGAGUAGCAACAAGCCCCACGGCCUCAGCCGGCGGAAGUCAACAUUAUCUGCGAGAGGGGUCCACUUGGAGCAUAUCCACCCCGAAACGGCGGAGCGUGACGCCCAAGCCGCGGCCGCCCAGGCCUUCGCGAGGGCGAGGAGACGAUCUGCCACGGAUACGGCGUUGUGGCCGCCGCCGCGGGAUAACGGUCCUCGAGGGGACACCGGUAACCGUGACGAGAGAUGCGAUAACGGCCCUACUGUGCAGCGGCAGCAGAGCGUCCGCUUCGUCCGAUCGAGAACUCCUAAGAACACACAAAACUACGUCAACAUCGUAGCUAGAGCCGCCGUCAACGGUCCCGAGAACCCGCAGACGGGAUACAGUCCCGCCGGAGAGGUCAAAUCUACAUCGAGAAGAGCCAAGGGGGCCACUAUUGACGCGGGAAACACUGUGUCGGCUCCAGCAUCCUGUCACAGAAUUCGCAGGUCCAAGUCGAUGCUCGCAACCCCGAGCGCUAGCAUGACUCCCAGAUCCUACACCCAUUCCCCAACUUCACCGGCGACGAAUCGGAUGCCCCUAUCGUCCCUAGAGCCACCGUCCCCCGACACAGAUGAGAAUAUACCACCUAUGAAGGCGAAGGCACCGCAGUCUACGUCCUUCUUGACAGGGGCAGGGGGUAGAACAGGCUUAAUUCCUCGUCGUCAUGGCAGCGUGUCAAUGGUUUCGUCUAAGGAUGCCGGCGUUCAAGUUUUGCACGGCAACAUAGGCCACGUGAAAUCACAAUCAGCGGGGUUUCCUCGUCGUAACAAAUCAAUUCACGCCGAGAGACCUCUCAGAAGGAGCAUGAGAAAUACCGAUGGCGACGAUAAUAUCCUACCCGCCAAUCGCGUAAUCUCAAAAGGGGCGAGUCUCAGAAGCCGAGCUCAGAGGGCGUCGCACGGCUUCAAGCACAAGUUAAAGAGUCUCUUGAACUUAGGUAGAGGGGAUACCGAUGAAGCGACAUUCCCUCCACAGCACAUUGAGGCUUCAAAGUCUCACGUCACGGAUUUUAAGAGUCUCGAUUCCGUCGGAGACGAUGGGUCCCAACUCGGCUCUGCGGACGAAGAGGCUACUCUAGCUCGCGUCGGGUCUGGGAUUCCGUCUUUACACACCAUCUCUUCUCACCAGCAACCUCGCUCUCAGCAGGGAAGUUUGGACAGCCUCGGGAGCGGCGAGAGAGCCUCGGAUACAAAGUCCCGAGUAACCAGCUGGACGAACUCGGACACUAAUACGUUUGAUACCCUACGUAGUCAUGGAGCAGGCUGGAUCCGGCAGCGUUUACCAAUCGUCAAGGAAGACGACGCGCAUGCCUCCUCAUCGCCAACACCGCGGAAGCCAGCGACCGUAGACGGCCAAAGAAUUUACUCGGCCCUCAUGAAAAGGAUCCAUGGUAGAGGACAACAUCCGGGGAAAGCCGACUUGAAGGAGCAGUCAAAUUCUGGCGGUCCCAUGGAGCCGGAGUUCCUACUUCCAGGGGGUAGCUCUGAAGAAUGCGGAAGUGAAGAGCCCAACUCCCCUUCGACCAUCCGCCAUGUCUUCCCCGGCGGUUGCUCCGAUACAUCAUCGACAGGGACGGUCCAGAGGAAGAUGGGCGCAAACGUUCACAUCGUCCAUGCGGACUCGAACGGGUCUCCUUUGCGCACCAGCACACAGCCAAGAACUCGCACACCGGACCCCCUAGCGGGCGAGAGCAGCCGGCCGCUGUCGGGCCCGCGAAUGGCGGAGGCGGCGACAACGCUUUCGUCUCGCAGCUCGGCCUUCUUCGCCAGCCCUACGUGCCAUCUGUUCCGCACGAGGAGCCCGUAUCGGCGCGCGCUUCAGGACUCGAUGCGGAUGGCGCCUCCGCACGCGCCGCUGGCGUCGCCCGGGUUCAGCCCCUGGAUGCGGUCGCUGACCAGCUUGCCCAUCCGACGCCCCAGCUCGUGCGAGUCCGACGUCGACGAGAAGAUGCGGUACCCCGAGAGCGUAUACUCAGACAACACAGCGGGUCCGGCGUCCGGGUCUCGGGGGAACGACGCGGCGUCGGAGAGCGGCGACGCUACGAGCUCACCCGGCGACCACGGAGACGCGACUAUAUUCCUCGACCCGCCGGCUCCCGCCCUCCCGGCCCGCCGCGUGACUUCGUCCUCGAGCUCCGUGGAGUGGAAGCGCUGGCUGUCCACGCACGUAGCGAAGCUCGAGGGCCCUCCGCCGCCGCCGCCACCAUUACCACCGCCGCCUCCUCCUCUCCCCCAAAAGACACCGCUCCUAUCUGAGGCAGCGACGACGAACCAGCAGCAACGUGGCAAGGAAAACGAGGCGCCCGAGCCUGAGGCCUUCUCAGGGUCCCCGAAGCUUCGCGGUGCGCGGUCUGGGUGGGAGACACGGGAAUCGUCCGCCGCGGCCAAGGGGACCCCGCCGCCGGCGGACGAGUGCUCGGGCGAGCGAAGGAAGACGGCGGCGACACAGGGGCUGCCGCUCAGGGGGGAGUCGUUCCCCGCGACGCCAACUGCGAGGCUAGUGCGCCGGCGGCAGCACCAACGGCAAGGGAGAGGCACAAUAUGGGGGACCGGCGCCGGGACGUUGCCGAGUCCGGGGCUCGCGGCGGCGGUGGAGGGGAUAUUUGGGAAGACAGAGACGAAUACGGCGGAUGCGGGCGCGGGUGCUGAGCUGGACGAGGUAGUGGUUGUAGCGGAGCGGGGGCAGGGGGGUAGAAGCCCGGGAGUGGCCGUGGUCGAGGCCGGGGGCAGAGACGGGGAUGAGAGGGAAUACGGUGCUAUGGUGGGCGGAAGCAAGGGGAUGGUGGAUCGGUUCCUGAGCAGCCGGAGGCGGCGCGUGGCGGGUAGCGAGGAGGAGGGCGGCAGUAGUGAGAGCGCGCUGCUGUAG